Penicillium coprophilum is the source of this 3837-nucleotide messenger RNA. RefSeq lists its product as uncharacterized. Lineage: Eukaryota; Fungi; Ascomycota; Eurotiomycetes; Eurotiales; Aspergillaceae. Gene Ontology annotation, biological process: phosphorelay signal transduction system; protein autophosphorylation. Gene Ontology annotation, molecular function: phosphorelay sensor kinase activity; histidine phosphotransfer kinase activity. The record is from RefSeq and is a predicted model, not a curated record. Bases 1 to 3837 code for a protein of 1278 amino acids. The transcript is spliced from 3 exons.
AUGAGUGCCACUAGGACAAGCCAGGAUGGCCCACACAACGCAGACCGCAGGGCGAGGGAGCUAUACCGCUACUACCAGCCUGCGUCCCAACCUGACGCGGUUCCAUCAUGGCUUUCUGCGGACGAUGGCUUCCCGUUCUCUGCAAAUUCAGGAAAUACACUCACUCCGCCAAUAUCCGAAGGGUCAAUGCCGUCACGCAGUAGUGCCGCUUCCCGACCAGCGACCGCAAUGGGCCCAGAUGCUCUCAUGCUGGGCACCUCGAACAGUACCAUGACGUCAUUUGCGCAGCUGGCAGCCUUGCGUUUGAACGCCGAGCGCGUGUUUAUCGCAGUAUUAGAUCGUGAUCAACAACACAUCAUUGCCGAAGCUACAAAAUCUCUCAAUUUGAACGAUCCCGCAGUUCACGACGAAAAUGAUUACCUCUGGUUGGGGGCCCCCGACACCCGCAAGACAUGGAGUGUGUGCAAGGACACUGUUUCUCUACCCCCGAACGAUCGCGAGAAUGCAGACUAUCAAUUUUUAGUCGUGGACGACCUGACCGAAAAUGAACGCUACAAAGACCUUUCCUUCGUUGCCAAUGAUCCCAAAUUCCGCUUUUUUGCUGGAACCCCCUUGACAACCGAAAAGAACAUCAAUUUGGGUUGCUUGUUCGUGUUGGAUAAAAAGCCUCGAGAUGGGUUGACAUCGCUAGAGAAGGACACACUGGGGUCUUUAUCGAUGAUUGUGGUGGACUACUUGAGGGUUUGCAGACAGGCUUCCGAAGGACGCCGGGCCGCGCGCCUUUCUCGCGGCCUCAGCUAUUUUGUUGAAGGAAGUUCUAGUUUCGUGGAUAGUAUGGACCGGUCGCGUACCGACAGCGUCGGUAUUCCAUCAGCUACCCCGCCAUCUUCCUACAAUCGAUUGAGUGCCUCUGGUGGCUCUCGUGGCUCACCCGACUCUCGUGGGAACGGCCUAGAAAAUGCAUCGCAAGAGCCAUCCAUUAGUCCGCCGAACAAUCGAGCACUCAGCACCGACGCGCGUUCAUUUAGCUCUGUCCCGUCCGAUUUGAAAUUGGACUCCGAUUCGAAACAGAGCGGUAGUUCAAGAUUGGACGAUAGUUCCAAAUUGGACAGCGGCUCAAAAGUAGAAUCGGGCACUGUAGAGAGUUCUCUGCCAGAAUGGCUCACAAGCAGCAGCCGGAAUCGACUACCACCCGAUGAUUCGCAAGGCAACUCCUGGUGCUUCCGCAGAGCGGCCAACUUACUCCGGGAGAGUCUUGACCUGAGUGGCGACAGUGGAGUCAUCUUCCUGGAGUCCAACAAUAGCCCUUUGAUAGAUGCCGAUAUGGGGAGUGAUUGUUCCGACACAGGCGGACCUGCCUCUGUACUGUCAGCAUCAACAAAUGAAGAACCAUUUGCUCCCCAGGCAGGGUCCAUGGCCACAUGUGCUGCGGCAAAUUUGGAUCGAUCUUUCCUCCAAUUGUUGCUGCGACGAUAUCCCAAAGGAAAGCUAUGGUCUUUCCAUCGCGAUGGGCUCCUCUCGACAUCAGACGAUGAUGACCAAGAACCCCAAGACAAGGGCCCCAUUGGCACUAGUACCAGCAGUCGGUCCCCACCUAGUGUAACUGCACAACCUUCCAAGUCCGUGCGAAAACGGCGGAAAGCUGCGGAGAACUCCAUACUCAACCAGUAUUUCCCAAAUGCUGCGCAAAUCAUGUUUGUGCCCUUGUGGAAUGCUGUUUCUUCGCAGUGGUUCGGAGGGUGUUUCUGCUGGAGUACAGUCGAGACCCAGGUGUUCACAACCUCAGUCGAGCUCAGUUCAGUGCUUGGGUUUUCAUCGUCCAUCAUGGCCGAGUACAGCCGCGUCGAAUCCCUCAUCGCAGAUCGCCAGAAGGGUGAUUUCAUUGGCAGUAUCUCACACGAACUCCGUAGCCCUCUGCAUGGCAUUUUGGCCGCUGCCGAGUUUAUGAACAGCACCCAUCUCAAUGAAUUCCAGGACUCAUUACUCGAGACCGUCAAUUCCUGUGGUCGGACGUUGCUGGACACAAUGAACCAGGUGCUAGACUUCAGCAAAGUGGUAUCUUUGGAACGAACAUGGCGGUCAAUGAAACGCAAAAAACAGUCCUCGCUUGAGUACAAAGGAUCAGACAAGCUGGCGCAUCAUUUGGAUACGUUGGUGGCUACUGAUGUGGCUAUUCUCGUCGAGGAAGUUGUUGAAGGAAUAUGUCUUGGCCAUGUCUUCGGCCAGAGCUCUACUGCUUCAGCCGACCUGCCUGUAUUGAUGCCACAUCAAACAAAGUUGCAGAAUCAGCGGUCCAACGUUGAAGUUGUUAUUGAUGUUUUGUUCCGGGAUUGGGUCUACCGGACUCAGCCGGGCGCUUUACGGCGCAUCAUCAUGAAUCUCUUUGGAAAUGCCAUGAAAUAUACAGAAUCCGGCCGUGUUACUAUAUCCUUGGCAGCAUCUAGUCAGUCCGAAGGACGAUCUCGACGGCAAGGCCUUGAAGACUUGGUCACAUUAACAGUAACCGACACGGGUAAAGGGAUAUCGGAAGAGUUUUUACGCGGCAAACUUUACACGCCCUUUGCCCAGGAAGACGCCCUCGCCGUCGGCACUGGGCUUGGAUUGUCAAUUGUUCGCAGUUUGGUCAAGGCUCUAAAUGGAAGCAUUCGAAUUCGCAGUCGUCCUGGAGAGGGCACUGUCGUACAGGUGUCCCUCCCCUUGGAGAGGCCUGUUGGUAAGGAAAGUCCGGCUAUUGAACCAUCUGGACAGCUUGUUCAACAGCGAGAAGCCUUGGCUCAAACUCUUCUACUACGUGAAGGAUACUCUGGUAGACGAGUCUCCAUCUGGGGUGCCGACCCAACCGACGUGACUUUCGACUCUAACUGGUCUGAAAUUGCUCGAUACCUUUCAGACUGGUAUGAUAUGGAGAUUGUCGCAUGGACACCAGAAACCCAUGUUGAUAUUGUCCUUAUGGAUGAAACGGAUUUACCCAAAUUCCGCACCGUUGCACCUUCCGCCACCCUGCCUGCUCUUCUCGUUCUAUGCCACAAGUCGAUGGAUUACACUGGGGCAAAAUCCGAGUGGUUGCCUCUUGCUUCCUCGGUGAACAUCAUCCGGCGUCCUUGUGGGCCACACAAAUUAGCUCGAAGCGUAAUGAGGUGCCUGACCCAGGAUCAAUCGAGAUCCGUGACACCGGCUUCUGCUCAGAAAGGAUUGAGUCUACCGCUCAGGACGUCCUCGUUGCCAGCACCGUCUGCACUUGAUUCACCCGUCAUAUCCUCCUCUGAUGUUAUUAGCGCCCCGGACCUGAGCUUUCACGAAAUUCGCCCUAUGACGAUCUCACCAUUGCAACAACCAUCGAUUAUCACUGCAUUACCGGAGGAGAUUGCAGAAGCCCCCUUACCAGCCCCCUUGGUAGAGGGCGGAGUCAGCUCUUCGCGACUCGCACGAGUCCUUGUGGUCGAUGACAAUCGCAUCAACCUCAACCUGAUGAUGACGUUCCUCAAAAAGCGACAGCUGAUUGAGCUGACAGCUGCUGAGAAUGGCAAACUAGCCGUUGAGGCCGUGGAGCGCAUGCAGAGUGGGUAUGAUAUCAUCUUCAUGGACAUGUCGAUGCCUGUCAUGAAUGGGUUUGAGGCGACUCGAGCUAUUCGCUCGCUCGAGAAGGAUACGGAUGAUCGCAAGCCUGCUAUCAUCAUCGCCUUGACUGGACUCAGCAGCUCUCGCGAUGAGUCGGACGCUAUGGCUGCUGGUGUGGACCUAUUCCUCACCAAACCCGUCUCUUUUAGAGAAGUAUCACGGCUACUAGAUGAGUGGGAAAAGGAUGAGAUGACAGCAGAACAGGCAAAGUCAUUUUAA